AUGUACAUAUCAGCAAGAUCGAAUACGAUGAUCUUGCUAUCUCUGUAUGUCUUUACGAUAUUGUUGAUAUUAUUAACUCCAUUGUCAAAGAAAAGCAACUUUCCUCUUCCUUUCAAGGUUUGGAUUCCUUGCGGCUUAGAAUCCAGACCUGCAUAUUUUUUGACGUAUUUGCACCAAGUAGUGGCUGCUCUCCCGGCAGCUAUUAUAACAGCUUCAGUUGAAAGUUUAGCGUCGGUUAUAGUGCUACAAAUUUGCGCGCAAUUAGAAAUUAUCGCUCAUCGCCUGCACUUACUUCCUCUAUUACAGAAAAAAAAUUAUUGUGAAUCCAUAAUCUAUAAAUGUGAGUCGAGCAUCGUGAAAAAUUGCGUUAAUCGUCAUAUUGACACAUACAUGCUCGGAGAAAAAUUGAACGAAUCAUUUGGCCCUGUUGUUUUUAUACAAUCUUUAACAACAGUGCUUAGUUUGUGUGUGGCUAUCUAUCCAUUAUCACACUUGGACACCAGUAUAUUUAAUCUAAGAACUUGGAGUCUAAUAGUUCCCUUGUCCUCUGUUCUCUCUCAAAUGUUUCUUUACUGCUUUUAUGGCGAAAAAUUAAUUGAAGAGAGUAUGGCUAUUAAAGAAGAAGUUUACCAUAUAGAUUGGAUCGAAACAACGAUUAAAACUAACAAAAAACUUGCUUUAAUAAUGGUACGUGCUGGAAAACCUAUGAAGUUUACUGCUUUCUCACUUAUCAUCAUGACAAUAGACACAUUUGUCAAAGUUUUACGCUGGGACCGCGAUUUCCCAGAACCUGAUAUACUGUUAAAUUCAGCGAUGAGGGGGCAACAAGGCGAAAGAGAUGCGCUUCCAAGGUCACCGAAGUUGCGCAAUUCAUGGCUCGGUACUAUAAGAAGUUACAAACAAGAAGAAGAAGAGCAACGGUUCGAAGAACUUCGAUUUAACGUGAAGGUCAUUGAGGCCGAGCCAGAAACCCCUGGUGAAUCGCAGUCUCAGUUUAACAUGUGA
This is a messenger RNA of Belonocnema kinseyi, 1005 nucleotides long. Its product is annotated as odorant receptor 45a-like. Gene Ontology annotation, biological process: sensory perception of smell; detection of chemical stimulus involved in sensory perception of smell. The transcript is spliced from 5 exons. The coding region runs from base 1 to 1005 and encodes 334 amino acids. Gene Ontology annotation, molecular function: odorant binding; olfactory receptor activity. The record is from RefSeq and is a predicted model, not a curated record. NCBI's taxonomy places the organism in Eukaryota, Metazoa, Arthropoda, Insecta, Hymenoptera, Cynipidae. Gene Ontology annotation, cellular component: plasma membrane.